CCCUGAACAUCUUGUGUAUGUAUUUUCUAGAUAAAACAUGGAGAAGGCAAUCCUGUGUUUGUUAAUUGCUGUGCUGGCACUUUCCAGCUGUGGGGGUCAUAAAGAUGAGAAAAAUGACCAUGGCCACAGAGAGGGGCAUGACCAUGGACGUGGGCGCGAAGAGGGGCAUGACCAUGGACGUGGGAGUGGAGAGGGGCAUGACGAUGGAUGUGGGCGCAAGCAUGGGCAUGGAGGUGGACGCGGGCAUCAACGUGGACAUGGGCAUGAAGGUGGACGCGGGCAUGGGCAUGGGCAUGGUCGGGGCCAUGGGCAUGGGCACGGGCAUGGGCAUAGACAUUGCAACAGUACGACUAUGGAACUAGUUCGCCCAAACGGCAUGUUUGCCUUCAGUCUGUAUAAGCAGAUUGUGUCCCAGGCUAAAUAUCAGGACGAGAAUGUCUUUUUCUCUCCACUAAGUUUGUCAGUUGCACUAGCAGCGUUGACCCUUGGGGCCGGAGGCGAGACCUACGAGGCACUUUUAGACGGGCUGGCAUUCAACAAAUCUGACAUUACCGAAGAGGGGGUGCAUGAAGGUUUUCAUGAUAUCCUGCAAAACAUCAAUAAGCAACAGGGAAUUGACCUGAAAUCUGGAAGUGCAUUGUUUGUGAGUGAUGCUUUCAAGCCAAAAACAGCAUUUUUGGAAGAUAUGAAGACAUUCUACCUCUCUGAUGGCUUCACAACAGAUUUCACCAAGAAUGCAGAGGCUGCUAAAAUGAUCAAUGACUAUGUGAAAAAUGGAACAAAUGGAAAAAUUAGCAAUUUGGUGGACCAGCUUGACCCAGCAACUGUGAUGUACCUUGUUAGCUAUGUAUAUUUUAAAGGUAAAUGGGAGGUUCCCUUCAAUCCUAAAUUGACCACAGAUGGAUUAUUUAAGGUGAAUGACAAAACAAGUGUACCAGUGAAGAUGAUGAGGAAGAAGCAGAAGUAUGAUGUGUACUACGACAAGGAAAUAUCCACCACUGUUCUUCGGCUCCCUUACACCAAAUCAGUUUCUAUGAUGCUUCUGCUUCCUGACAAAGAUCUGACUGGUCUAGAGAAUGUUGUAUGCCCAGAACAUGUAGCCAAAUGGAAUAGAUGGAUGAAGGAAAGGGAAGCCCUGGUGUCUAUACCAAAGUUAUCCAUUAAAACAUCAUAUUCCCUCAGAAGCCUGCUGAGUGGAAUGGGAAUGGCAAACAUAUUCAGCAACAGUGCCAACUUUAGUGGCAUUGCUGAUGACCCUGUUCUUGUGUCUGAGGUCAUACAGAAAGCCACUCUUGACAUAGAUGAGGCUGGGUCCACAGCAACUGCAGCUACAGGAGUGGUUUUAAUGCCUACGUCUUCAAGAUCUUUUGAAACAAUCACAUUUGAUCGGCCAUUUAUGGUUUUGAUCUCAAACCGUGACACAAAAAGCAUCUUGUUUUUGGGAAAAGUAGUCAACCCAGCAACAAAAUAAGAUUGUAAAUGUGUAGUAGGUUGAGUUUAGAUCUUCUGAAUAUAAUUGAGAGCUGUAUAGGCUAGAACAGGAUGUUUUAUAAUUUGCAUGUAAACUUUUGAUCAGGAAUAAAAUUUUAACUUUCUUUAAA
Messenger RNA from Alosa sapidissima (American shad), 1601 nucleotides. Its product is annotated as serine protease inhibitor A3L-like. Lineage: Eukaryota; Metazoa; Chordata; Actinopteri; Clupeiformes; Clupeidae. Gene Ontology annotation, molecular function: serine-type endopeptidase inhibitor activity. Bases 38 to 1471 code for a protein of 477 amino acids. Gene Ontology annotation, biological process: negative regulation of endopeptidase activity. The record is from RefSeq and is a predicted model, not a curated record. The transcript has 4 exons.